Gymnodraco acuticeps is the source of this 1447-nucleotide messenger RNA. RefSeq names its product muscarinic acetylcholine receptor M4-like. Gene Ontology annotation, molecular function: G protein-coupled serotonin receptor activity; G protein-coupled acetylcholine receptor activity. Gene Ontology annotation, cellular component: plasma membrane; synapse; dendrite. Gene Ontology annotation, biological process: G protein-coupled receptor signaling pathway, coupled to cyclic nucleotide second messenger; chemical synaptic transmission; adenylate cyclase-inhibiting G protein-coupled acetylcholine receptor signaling pathway. NCBI's taxonomy places the organism in Eukaryota, Metazoa, Chordata, Actinopteri, Perciformes, Bathydraconidae. The record is from RefSeq and is a predicted model, not a curated record.
GGUGGCCGACCUGCUGGUGGGGCUGCUGUCCGUCAGCCUGUUCUCUCUCUACGUGCUGAUUGGCCGCUGGCCGCUGGGCCCCGCCUCUUGCGACCUCUUCCUGGUCCUGAACCAUGGGGUGAGCAGCUCCUCGGUGCUCCACCUGCUGCUCAUCAGCCUGGACCGCUUCCUGUGCGUUGUGGCGGCCGCUCAGCUACCCGCGCGCCGCAGUGCUAACGCAGCGAGGCUCAUGAUUAGCUGUGCCUGGCUCCUCCCCUUCCUGCUCUGGACCCCCUCCAUCCUGAGCUGGCAGAGCAGCGGGGGGGAACGUCUGGUCCCGGACGGAGAGUGCUUCCUGCAGCUGAUCUCUAGCCCCGCCGCCACGCUCGCCACCACGCUGCCCUCCUUCUUCCUGCCCGCCCUCAUCAUGGUGGCCCUCUACAGCCGUCUCUCGGUGGCGAGUCGUGGCAGAUUGAUAGUUCGCCCGGCGACCUCCAGCCCCUUGAUCAAGGACUUCCUGUUGAAGCGGCGUCGCAGCGUGGUGAGCAGAGAACCCGCCUCCGACGUGUCUCUGAACCAAUCAGAGAGCAGCACGCCCAAGUCUGGGAGGAGCAGGAAGACGUCCAGGAGUCCUGCGGCGGACACUCGUAUCGAAGACUCCAACAAGAUUGAGACGGACUCUUCGUCCAACGCAGACGCCAACAAGACGACGUUCUCCACCUUCAGCAGCUUCAGGUCUCAGGAGCAGCGGCUUCAGAGACUCACGGCGAGGGAGAGGAGGGUGACGAAGACCAUCCUCUGCAUCCUGAUAGCCUUCAUCGUCACCUGGACGCCGUACAACGUGAUGGCAGUGGUCGCCGCCUUCUGCCACGUGUGUGUGCCGGGCUUCCUCUGGACGGGGGGGUACUGGCUCUGCUACAUCAACAGCGCCGUCAACCCGGGCUGCUACGCCCUCUGCAACGUGACCUUCAGGAACACCUUCCUCCGCCUGCUGCGCUGCAGGAAGAGCAGCCGGUGAAGCAGGGAACUGUGACGUGUCUUCAAUAUAUUCUCACAUUGCAUAGACUACUGAUGAAGCAGCUCGGCCUGACUAUCAGUGAGAAACUUCCCAUUGGACUCAGAGAAACCGGAACAUUCUUCAAUAUAUUCUGACCUUUUAUAGAUGAAUAAAAGGCAGAUUAAAACAGAGCUGCAGGGAUGCUGGUAUUGAACUGUGUUGGUUCCUGAAGGCAACAUCUCUCUGGUCCAAUGAGAUUCAUUCAUGUGAUUUUGGAUUAUGUCAGAAAAUAAUCUCUGUGUCAAACAAACGUUUAUGAUUCUAACACGUUUAGUUCAGCAGGAAAAUCUCCACAUAUUAACUCCACUUUGUGAUUCCUGAGGUAAAAAGCUAAUGUUGGGCUAUAAAGGAACUACAGCACGGUCACAUGACUUCACGUCACCACCGCUAAGCUAAAGGAGGCUAAUGUUG